AUGUACCUCAUCCACUGGCCAGUUAUCACUUUUGCCAAAGAAUUAUACUACGACGGGAUCGAUAUUGACGCAUACGGCUACGGCAUGAUGGUUGUCCUAACCAUCACAUUGACAAUUCUGGCUCAUCAUCUGGUUGAAAAUCCCUUGACACUGGUUUCGCUAUUGAAAGGGAAAGGGAAAUUCGAUGUUUUUGUGGCCGGAAAUUCCUACCUACAAAAAUACCGUAGAUGGCCGGACAAGAUUUUCCGAGGUCGCUAUCGGAAGUAUUAUCAUAUGGAUGGAGAUACUUGUGUCCCAUUCUUCAACUACACCGGAAUUCACAGCAUGGGCUGGGGAUGCGAAAGUUUUACCAAAAAAAUCCACUGCGACGUGUUCGAUUACGACUGCCAAAAGCUGCUCUACGAUUGGGGGAGGCAGACAUCCUACGGACUAUGGGAGGAGUCGAUAUCAGCCAGCAUACGAAUUUGUGGUAAACCGAGUGUCCCGUGGUUCACCAUCGACCUCGAUGCCCCGGCCAAGACCCGAUAUGCCCAGAUCGCUCGCGUCUACAAGGACCAGAUCCCGCCAGUUCUUGAUGUGUUGCGUCAAAUGGUCGCUAUGAUCGUCGGAGAUCUUCCGCUUUUCGAGGUCCUCGAGUCGUUCUUCCGAGACGCAUUUGAGGGUGGACGCUACCCUCAGCCGUACAGAGAUGAGAUUCAGGGAAUCGCCGAUGCCUCCGGUGUCCCCGUUGAACAAAUCGCGAUGAUGAACGUCUUCUACGAAUUGUCCCGUUAUUGCACAUCCAUCGUUGCCGAGGACGCCACCGGUGGAAUGUGGCAUGGACG
This is a messenger RNA of Mesorhabditis spiculigera, 824 nucleotides long. The record is from the annotation of a GenBank genome assembly. Lineage: Eukaryota; Metazoa; Nematoda; Chromadorea; Rhabditida; Rhabditidae.